AUGUCAGCAUCAGCAAGAAGACUAGCAUUUUUAAUAAAACAGAAUCAACCAAAGGUCUUAACUCAAGAAGAAGCUAAUAUAUCAGCACAUAGACUUGCAAGAACGGCGAAAUUUGGUUCAACAACAAAAUACCAAAAAACGGAGUCUGCAGAAGAAUACGCGCAGCGCUUUUUCAGUGAAAAUCAAAACGCCGCUCUCGAUAAAAGAGAUCCUCUUGCAAAAUUAGAAACAGUAAAUGCGAUGUUGAACGAUAGAAAGACAGAGAUAAAUGACAGAUUUAGUUACUUAUCCCAGAAGAAGGCACUUGUGUUAAUGAUAUAUGGUGAAAACACUCAGGAGCUCUUCCAAACUUAUGUUCAGAUCGCAGCCUUUUAUAACGAUGAUUUCAGGAUUCCUAGUGCAAUGAGACAUCUCAAGAAGGCACAGCAGAUCAUGCAGCAAAUCCAAAUUACAAAUAUUGACCAUCUCAAAUUUUCUAUCGAAUAUGCUUACGCUGUUAUCAAUUCUGAUGUAGAGGACCAAGAAGAAUAUUAUAGACAUGUAGCACAGUCACAGAAAAUCAUUGCCAAUUUCACAGAUAUCGAGUGUGAUGAUCAAAUCUAUAAUUACAAGCGCUCUUAUCUACUUGCAAGAAUCUAUAACGGAAAUGGACAAUGCGAAGAUGCAAUUACUAUGUAUGGCGAUGCAAUUGCUGAAUAUGAAAUGAUGACUAACAAUGAAACAACAGAAAACACUGCUAGACUCUACCACGAACUUGGUGCUACAUAUGAGGCAGUUGGAGAUAUUAAAAAUGCCAGAAAUUACUAUAGAACUGCUUAUGAUAUUUAUUCUUCUCUUGAAAUUAAUGAUAAAGCUCAGGAACUUAGUUUAUGGCUUGAUGAACAUGAUUCUGAUCAUCAUGCUUAUAUUCCUGAAGAGGAAGAAGAAGAUUAUUAA
Messenger RNA from Trichomonas vaginalis G3, 936 nucleotides. Its product is annotated as TPR-like family. Gene Ontology annotation, molecular function: protein binding. The transcript has a single exon. NCBI's taxonomy places the organism in Eukaryota, Parabasalia, Trichomonadida, Trichomonadidae. The record is from RefSeq and is a predicted model, not a curated record. The coding region runs from base 1 to 936 and encodes 311 amino acids.